CCACCUGGCACGGGACAGAGCCGCUGCACUCACGGGGGAGGAAAAGUUGGGGAACCCAGUGCGGACAGAGCUCAAACCUCAGGUCCCCUCCCCACCCCAUGCCAGGCGGUCACCCAAGCCCUGGCUCCUGCCGCCUGCCCAGAGGCCACCCCGCCUCCUAGACAGGUGCUGGACAUGGAGGAGCUGACCAUUUGGGAACAGCACACGGCCACGCUCUGCAGGGACCCCCGGCGAGGCUUUGGCAUUGCGAUCUCUGGUGGCCGGGACCGGGCCAGCGGGUCCGUGGUUGUGUCCGAUGUGGUGCCAGGGGGACCCGCGGAUGGCAGACUGCAGACAGGCGACCACGUCGUCAUGGUGAAUGGGGUCUCCAUGGAGAGUGUCACCUCCACGUUCGCCAUCCAGAUACUCAAGACCUGCACGAAGUUGGCCAACAUUACGGUGAGGCGUCCCCGGAAAAUCCAGCUGCCUGCCACCAAGGCUGGCGCCUCCGGCCAGAGACGCCAGGGCUCAGAGGAGGAGGCCGACUGCGGCCAGGGCUAUGACGGCGACACGUCCAGUGGCUCUGGCCGCUCCUGGGACGAGCGCUCCCGCCGGGCGAGGACGGGCCACCGGAGCCAGGCUGGCAGCCGUGGGCGCAGGAGCCCGGGCGGGAACUCGGAGGCCAACGGGCUGGCGCUGGUGUCCGGCUUCAAGCGGCUGCCGCGCCAGGACGUGCACAUGAGGCCCGUGAAGUCCGUGUUGGUGCGGAGGACGGAGAGCGAAGAGUUCGGGGUCACCCUGGGCAGUCAGAUCUUCAUCAAGCACAUCACCGACUCGGGCCUGGCCGCCAGGAAUCGCGGUUUGCAGGAAGGAGACCUCAUCCUACAGAUCAAUGGUGUGUCCAGCGAGAAUCUGUCCCUGAGCGACACCCGGCGCCUGAUUGAGAAGUCCGAGGGGAAGCUGACGCUGCUGGUGCUCAGGGACCGAGGGCAGUUCCUGGUGAACAUCCCGCCGGCCGUCAGUGACAGUGACAGCGACAGCUCCUUCCUGGACGACAUCUCGGCCCUGGGCUCAGAGCUGUCUCAGGCGCUGCCGUCCCAUGUCCCACCGCCACCCCCGCAUGCGCAGCGGAGUCUGGACUCCGGUGGAACCGACUCCCCCAGGGAGAGCCCCCCACUUCGGCGGGAAGACUCGCUGGAUUCCAGAACCAUCUCGGAACCCGACACCCCGAGGCACAGCAGCUAUGACAUCUACAGGGUGCCCAGCAGCCAGAGCGCAGAGGACCGUGGGUACAGCCCCGACUCCAGGGUGGUCCGCUUCCCCAAGGGCACGACCAUCGGGCUGCGGCUGGCCGGCGGCAAUGACGUGGGCAUCUUCGUGUCGGGGGUGCAGGAGGGCAGCCCGGCCGACGGGCAGGGCAUCCAGGAGGGAGAUCAGAUUCUGCAGGUGAAUGACGUGCCCUUCAGGAACCUGACCCGGGAGGAGGCUGUGCAGUUCUUGGUGGCGCUACCGCCGGGCGAGGAAGUGGAGCUGGUGACACAGCGGAAACAGGACAUCUUCCGGAAAAUGGUGCAGUCCCGCGUGGGCGACUCCUUCUACAUCCGCACACACUUCGAGCUGGAGGCCAGCCCGCCGUCGGGCCUGGGCUUCACCCGCGGGGACGUCUUCCACGUGCUGGACACGCUGUGCCCCGGCCCCGGGCCGAGCGGCACCCGCGGGACCCACUGGCUGGCCGUGCGCAUGGGCCGCGACCUCCGGGAGCAGGAGCGCGGCAUCAUCCCCAACCAGAGCAGGGCCGAGCAGCUGGCCAGUCUGGAGGCCGCCCAGCGCGCCGUGGGGGCCGGGCCGGGUGCCUCCGUGGGCUCCAGCACGAGGGCCGAGUUCUGGCGGCUGCGGGGCCUGCGGCGUGGCGCCAAGAAGUCCACCCAGCGGAGCCGCGAGGACCUGUCGGCUCUGACCAGGCAGGGCCACUACCCACCGUAUGAACGCGUGGUGCUGCGAGAAGCCAGCUUCAAGCGCCCCGUGGUGAUCCUGGGGCCCGUGGCGGACAUCGCUAUGCAGAAGCUGACUGCCGAGAUGCCUGACCAGUUCGAAAUCGCAGACAGCGUGUUGAGGACCGACAGCCCCUCCAAGAUCAUCAAGCUGGACACGGUGCGCGUGAUCGCGGAGAAGAACAAGCACGCGCUCUUGGACGUGACGCCGUCGGCGGUCGAGCGCCUCAACUACGUGCAGUACUACCCCAUCGUGGUCUUCUGCGCCCCCGAGAGCCGGGCGGCCCUCAAGGCCCUGCGCCAGUGGCUGGCGCCCGCCUCCCGCCGCAGCGCGCGCCGCCUCUACGCGCAAGCCCAGAAGCUUCGGAAGCACAGCGAGCACCUGUUCACGGCCACCAUCCCCCUGCGCGGCACGAGCGACACCUGGUACCAGGAGCUCAAGGCCGUGGUCCGCGAGCAGCAGACCCGGCCCAUCUGGACGGCGGAGGACCAGCUGGACAACUCGUCCGAGGACAACCUGGAGCUCCCCCGCCGCGGCCUGGCCGACAGCUCGGCGGACCUGAGCUGCGACAGCCGGGUCAACAGCGACUACGAGACGGACGGCGAGGGCUACACGGACGGCGAGGGCUACACGGACGGCGAGGGCUACACGGACGGCGAGGGCUACACGGACGUGGACGAGGGGCCGCCGGCGCCCGCUCUGGCCCGGUCCUCGGAGCCCGUGCUGGAGGAGGAGCCCCGGGGCCCGCGGGAUCACGGGAGAGCCUCGGGUGCCCGAGGAGCCCAGGCGGACAGGCACCCCCACCACAGCCAGGGGCGACAGGACAGCAUGCGGACGUACGGGCAGGAAGCCCUGAAGAAGAAGUUUACACGAGCUCGAGAUGUGGAGUCCUCCGAUGAGGACGGCUAUGACUGGGGCCCGGCCACCGACCUGUGACCCCUCCCAGGUCCCCUGGGGCUGGACCCGGUUUCCCACUCAGAACCCAGAACCCUGCGUCCUUCUGCCAGUCAUUAAUAAAUAAGAGU
Nyctereutes procyonoides (raccoon dog) is the source of this 2996-nucleotide messenger RNA. It is a transcript of the gene TJP3, whose product is annotated as tight junction protein 3. The transcript has 21 exons. Lineage: Eukaryota; Metazoa; Chordata; Mammalia; Carnivora; Canidae. Gene Ontology annotation, biological process: cell-cell adhesion; positive regulation of blood-brain barrier permeability; establishment of endothelial intestinal barrier. The record is from RefSeq and is a predicted model, not a curated record. Bases 175 to 2907 code for a protein of 910 amino acids. Gene Ontology annotation, molecular function: cell adhesion molecule binding. Gene Ontology annotation, cellular component: bicellular tight junction; plasma membrane.